Diaporthe amygdali is the source of this 1920-nucleotide messenger RNA. RefSeq names its product dihydroxy-acid dehydratase. Gene Ontology annotation, molecular function: hydro-lyase activity. The transcript has 2 exons. Lineage: Eukaryota; Fungi; Ascomycota; Sordariomycetes; Diaporthales; Diaporthaceae. The record is from RefSeq and is a predicted model, not a curated record. The coding region runs from base 1 to 1920 and encodes 639 amino acids.
AUGACAGACAACAGCCAAACAGGCACGUCUCGGACCAGUGUCAAAGAUGUGAGGCUAAAUGAGGGGAACGACACCAUACCCGACCACCUUGCCGACUAUAAUCUCAACCGGCCCAUCCAACCUGUCACGGGGAUGAGACAAGGGCUGCCAAACUACGGAGAUCCUCACUUCGCUCUCUUUCUCAGGAAGGUUUUCAUAAAGGCACUCGGAUAUAGUGAAGAUGCACUGUCACGGCCCAUCGUGGGCAUCAUCAACACUUACUCCGCCUUCAACCCCUGCCAUGCCAACGUGCCCCAGCUCAUUGAGGCGGCAAAGAGAGGUGUUCAGUUGAGCGGAGGGCUUGCUCUGGAGUUCCCUACCAUCUCCAUUCAUGAGAGCUUCUCGACACCGACGAGUAUGUUUUUGAGGAAUCUGAUGAGCAUGGACACCGAAGAGAUGAUCAAGGCGCAGCCUGUAGAUGCGUGCAUUGUCAUAGGAGGAUGCGACAAGACAGUUCCAGCCCAGAUCAUGGGAGGUAUAUCAUCCGGGAAACCAGUCCUGCCCCUAAUAACAGGCCCAAUGUUAGCUGGCAGCUUCAGAGGCCAGCGUAUCGGUGCUUGUACAGACUGUAGGAACAACUGGGCAGCCUACCGCGGGAGCGAGAUCAACAUCGAAGAGAUCUCGGAGCUUAACGAGGAACUCGCACCGAGUGCAGGAACUUGCGGCGUGAUGGGGACCGCGUCUACGAUGGCAUGCGUCACGGCCGCCCUAGGGCUGAUCGACCCGAAAGGAGGCGCAACCGCGCCGGCAGUCUCGAGCGCCCGUCUGCGCAUAGCAGAGCAGACAGGGAAGAACGCAGUGGCGGCGGCAGCGUCCAACAGCGAGGGCGCCGCGAAGCCGCUGACCCUGACCAACAUCCUGAGCGAGGCGUCCUUCCACAACGCCAUCACGGUCUUGCAAGCCAUUGGCGGAUCGACCAAUGGGAUAGUCCACCUCCUGGCCAUCGCCAAACGACACCCCCACGUGGCGGGCAAGAUCAACCUCCAGACAAUCGACGACAUAGGCCGCAAGACGCCGUUGCUAGUCGACCUGAAGCCGAGCGGCGACAACUACAUGACCGACCUCCACAAUGCAGGAGGCGUGUUGGCCUUAUUACACACCUUGCGCCCACUUCUCAGGCUCGAGGCGUUGACAAUCACAGGGCAAACACUAGGCGAGCUACUGGACUCGACUCCAUUCAAGUCAUUCCCCUUCUCACAGCAAAUCGUGCGUCCGUUGGACAACCCCCUAUAUCCAGCAUCAUCACUCUGUGUUCUACAUGGGAACCUCGCCCCAAACGGCGCAGUGAUAAAAGCAAGCGCCAGCAAGUACCGGCAUUUGCUGUCCCACCGCGGACGGGCCGUGGUCUUCGCCGGCCCCGCGGACCUGGCCGCGAGGAUCGACGACCCGGACCUGGACGUCGACGAGGACAGCGUGCUGGUGCUGCAGGGGAUCGGGCCCAUCGGGUUCCUGAACCCGGGGAUGCCGGAGGCCGGCCUGGUCCCCAUCCCGCGCAAGCUUGGCGAGAAGGGUGUCAAGGACAUGUUGCGUCUCAGCGAUGGCCGCAUGUCCGGGACUGCGGGCGGGAGUAUUGUGCUGCACAUCUCGCCGGAGGCUGCGUUGCCGGAGAGCGUACUAGGCAUUGUGAGGAGCGGAGAUGUUAUCGUUUGUGAUGUUGAGAACAGGAGGUUAGAGGUGGAGCUGAGUGACGAAGAGAUACAAGCUAGAGUAGCGGAAAGGAAGGAGAGACUGGAUGGGAGCAAAGAGAGUCGAGGGCCGGCUGAUGUAAGGAGGAAGCCGACCAGAGGCUAUAGAGGGCUGUAUGAGCGUCACGUGAACCAGGCUGAGGAAGGCGUGGACUUCGAUUUUCUCACGGUCGAUGGAGCGGAGUGUAGUUUCUAA